Ceraceosorus guamensis is the source of this 4730-nucleotide messenger RNA. Its product is annotated as putative DNA topoisomerase II. The transcript is spliced from 7 exons. The record is from RefSeq and is a predicted model, not a curated record. NCBI's taxonomy places the organism in Eukaryota, Fungi, Basidiomycota, Exobasidiomycetes, Ceraceosorales, Ceraceosoraceae. Gene Ontology annotation, molecular function: ATP binding; DNA binding; DNA topoisomerase type II (double strand cut, ATP-hydrolyzing) activity. Gene Ontology annotation, biological process: resolution of meiotic recombination intermediates; DNA topological change; sister chromatid segregation. Bases 1 to 4419 code for a protein of 1472 amino acids. Gene Ontology annotation, cellular component: nucleus.
AUGUCGGCAGACGAAGAUUCUUUCGUCGUUCCGAGCAAAUCUGGCAAGUCCAAUGGGACGAGCAAGGCCAAACCUGCCGCCAAGCCCAAAUCUUCCACCUCUGCGUCGGUAUCUGCUCCAAAGGCCAAAUUUGCAGCAGGCGCAGCAGCUGGGACGAAAAAGACGAGCACUGCGACGGCGACAAAGAAAGCGGCACCUUUGAAAAAGAGGAACUCGAACGAGGUUCAAGGUGAGGAGUUCGAUCCCGAGGGAGAUGAGAGCAUCUUUGAGAGACCUAGACAAGUCGCUUCUGCCGGCACUGGGAAGAGCGCCUCGGAGCAGUACCAAAAGCUGUCGCAAUUGGAACAUGUCCUCAAAAGGCCCGACACGUACAUUGGUAGCGUCGAGAAGCAUGAGGAUGAUCUAUGGGUGUACGAUGGAACUACCGAGGGCAUGGCUUACAGCAGGAAGAUCGCAUACGUCCCUGGCUUCUACAAGAUCUUUGAUGAGAUCCUCGUCAAUGCUGCCGACAACAAGGUUCGCGACCCUACCAUGGACACGAUCAAAGUGACGAUCGACCGAGAAGAGGGGUCGAUCACAGUGUGGAACAAUGGUCACGGUAUCCCCAUCGAAGUCCACGACAAGGAAGGAGUGUACAUUCCUCAACUCAUCUUUGGCGAGCUCUUGACCUCCUCCAAUUACGACGACAACGAGGACAAGGUGACGGGAGGCCGUAACGGAUACGGUGCAAAGCUUGCCAACAUCUACUCCAAAGAGUUCGUCGUGGAGACUGCGGACAAGGAGAGGGAGCUCAAGUACAAGCAGGUGUUCACAGACAAUAUGAGCAAGGCGGGCAAGCCGAAGAUCACCAAAAAUAGCGGAGGCAAGCAGGAGUACACCAGCAUUACUUUCAAGCCUGACUUUGAGAGGUUCAAAAUGUCGGGCAUCGAUGCGGAUACGGAGAGCUUGCUGAGAAAGCGCGUGUACGACAUGGCGGGAACGGUCAAGGACUGCAAAGUGUUUCUGAAUGGGGAAAGACUCAAGGUCAAGUCGUUCAAACAGUACGUCGAGAUGUACGUCAAGGCUAUCAAUGAGCUUAGUGGAGAGCCCAAAGUGGACGAGAAUGGAGACGAGAUUGCGAAUGCUCCGGCCAAGCAGACGAUCAUCUACGAUCAACAAGAGGACAAGGGUAGGCUUUGGGAAGUCGCUUUUGCAGUGUCAGACGGUCAAUUCAGGCACUGCUCCUUCGUCAAUCACAUCGCGACGAUCAAGGGAGGCAGACACGUGGACAUGGUAGCGUCUCAGGUGGAAUCCAAGAUCAUGGAAGCACUCAAGAAGAACAAGAAGAACGGACCGGUAAAGAGCCAGCAGGUUCGACAGCAACUUUGGAUCUUUGUCAAUUGCGAAAUCGUCAAUCCUACCUUUGAUGGACAGACCAAGGAGACUUUGACGCUGAAACCUAGCGCCUUUGGAUCAAAGUACACCGUCUCGGAUGAGCUGGUCAAGAAGAUCAUGAAAGCUGGCGUAGCGGAAAACGUCCUUUCGUUUGCCAAAUUCCAGCAAGAGAAGCAGCUGAAGAAGACCGAUGGCGCGAAGCGAUCACGGAUCACGGGUAUCCUCAAGCUCGAGGAUGCCAACAAUGCCGGUGGACGAAAGGCGCGUGACUGCACCCUCAUUCUCACUGAAGGAGACUCAGCCAAAGCGCUUGCCGUGUCCGGUCUAAGUGAAGUGGGCCGCGAUAACUACGGAGUAUUCCCAUUGCGUGGUAAGCUGCUCAACGUGCGCGACGCGAGCCACGACAUGAUUAUGAAGAAUACCGAGAUCAGUCACAUCAAGACGAUUCUGGGCCUGCAACACAAUAAGGUCUACAAUAGCGUCGACUCGCUACGAUAUGGAAAGCUGAUGAUCAUGACGGAUCAAGAUCACGACGGUUCGCACAUCAAGGGUCUCAUCAUCAACUUUUUGGACCACUUUUAUCCCUCGUUGUUAAAGCAAGCUGGAUUCCUCAUCGAGUUCAUCACGCCCAUCGUCAAGUGCACGAAGGGGAAGCAGGAGAAAUCCUUCUUCACCAUUCCAGAGUACGAGAGAUGGAAAGAGGAGAAUGCGGACGGCAAGGGAUGGGUCAUCAAGUACUACAAGGGUCUGGGUACCAGUUCGUCCCAGGAUGCCAAGAAGUACUUCAGAGCUAUGGACAAGCACAUGCUACCCUUCGAUGCCAUGCAGGAUAGCGACCGGGCGCUUAUCGACCUCGCAUUCAAUAAAAAGAAGGCAGACGAUCGUAAAGAGUGGCUGAGGCAGUUCAGACCUGGAACUUAUCUGGACCACAACAUCGACAGCGUACCCUUGGCGGACUUCGUCAACAAGGAGCUCAUCUUGUUCUCCAUGGCAGACAAUGUCAGAUCCAUUCCUUCUUUGGUGGACGGACUAAAGCCAGGUCAACGGAAAGUCAUGUUUGGGUGCUUCAAGCGCAAGCUCAAGGGAGAGAUCAAGGUAGCGCAGCUAGGUGGUUAUGUUUCUGAGCACUCUGCUUACCAUCACGGAGAGCAGAGCAUGUACAUGACCAUUGUUGGUCUAGCCCAAGACUUCUGCGGCAGCAACAACAUCAACCUCUUGUCGCCCAACGGUCAAUUCGGUACGAGAUUGAUGGGAGGUAAAGAUGCGGCCUCGGCUCGUUAUAUUUUCACUAGCUUGCCUAGCAUCACGAGACAGAUCUUCCAUCCUACCGACGACAAUCUCCUCAACUACCUCAAUGAUGAUGGACAGAGCAUCGAGCCGGAGUGGUACAUGCCUGCCGUUCCUCUUGUGCUCAUCAAUGGCGGCGAAGGCAUCGGAACGGGAUGGAGCUCAUCGUUGCCUAAUUACAAUCCCAAGGACAUAGUCGCCAACCUUCGCCGAAGGAUGGCCGGUGAAGAGUACGUGCCCAUGCUGCCUUGGUACAGAGGUUUCAUCGGACCCAUCCACCAAGUGGGACCUGACCGUUUCAAAUGCUCCGGUAUCAUCGAGCCGCACGACGAUGGAAAGACGUGGGAGAUCAAAGAAUUGCCCAUUCGCACUUGGACGUCGAGCUACAAGGAGUGGCUCGAAGAAAGAGUGGUGGGCACGGAAAAGAGCCCGGCUACGAUCAAAGAGUACAAGGAAUAUCAUACGGACACGACUGUGCACUUUGUCAUUGAGCUCAAUACGCGCGGACAACAAGAAGUCAAGGAUCAAGAGAGCGCAGAGACUUACUUCAAGAUGCACACGCUCAUCGCCACGUCGAACAUGGUGCUCUUUGAUCAAUAUGGCAAGAUCAAAAAGUACGCUACGCCAGAAGAGAUUCUGGAAGACUUUUAUCUGCUCAGGCUUCAGUACUACCACAAGCGCAAAGAAUAUCUGGUCGAGGAGCUCAAGAACGCGUUUGAGAGGCUAUCGAAUCAGGCGAGGUUCGUGCAGAUGAUCAUCAAGGGAGAAUUGAAGGUGUCCAAUCGCAAGAGGAACGACAUUGUGUCCGAUUUGAGAAGACACGAUUUCAGACCUUUUCCAAAGAAUGCCAAGGGCGCAGUCGCGGCCGAAGUGGACGACGGCACGCCGGAAGACGAGAUGGAGAAUACGGGCGCAGAAUCAGACUAUGAUUACUUGCUCGGUAUGGCCAUCUACACUUUGACCAGGGAAAAAGUGGAGCGCCUUUUGGCUCAGCGCGAAGAGAAGGAAAAGGAACUGGCAACUUUGCUGGGCCGGUCGCCAGAGAAUCUCUGGGAUGAGGAUCUGAGCAAGUUUUCGGAAGAGUGGCAAUCAUUGUUGGACGAGGAUGAGAGGAGGUUGAAGGAUGUGGGAUCGAAAAAGGGUAAAGGCGCCGGAGCUAAAAGGAUAAAAGGUGGAGGGGCUUCUGCUCGUAAAGUCUUCAAGGACGAAGAUCGCAGCGCUGUUGAUUCGGAGGACGAUUACAAGCCCAAAGUGGCUGCGCCCAAGAAGAGAAUCGCGUCUGGAUCCGGAGGACCUGCAAAAUCUGCUAGCGGUGCUGCUGCUGCCGUCGUCAAGAGGGCUACCAGUACCCUGGACGAUGAUGAUCUGAAUGCUCUGACGAAAGCUUCUGCAUCUGCCAGCAAUGGCAUCAAGAAAGCAAAGGUUGGAAACGGCAAUGUUCCUAGCGCUUUCAAAGCUGCUGCUGCUCCGUCGGACGUCGACGACAGUUUGGAAGCGGACGUGAUCCCUACGAAGGCUUCGAAGUCCAAAACAACUUCUAGCGCUAAAGCGCGCACAGCUUCGACGAGCGCGAAAAAUGCUCCGGCGACAAAUUCUAAAAAGAUCUUUACUUCGGACGAGGAAGAGUCGGUCGUCUUGACCAAGGCUCCACCUGCACCCGCUCGGAACACCAAUGCUAGAGCUAGAAAAGCUCCCGUCAAGUACACCAUUUCGGAUAGCGAGGCGGAAGAAGGCGUUUCGGAGUACGACGAGGACUGAGAGACGUCGCUUCGCCCUACUCGUUUUGACUCUUGCAUCCGCGCCUCUCGCCUUGCGGCGGCGGCCCUAGACUCCCCACUCUGACAUCGCUACAUCUCUCCGGAUGUCCCCCAACUCCGCUUUUACAUGUCCUCAGCUUGCUUGCGUUUCGUAAAUCUGUAAUGAUCCGACUGGACCGGGUCCCCAGCCCGCGACGCUCCUGUGACGAAUGUUCUACCCUUCUUGUAAGAGACUCCUUGACUUGCUCGUGAUGAAUCCGAAUCAGAUCCGCAAGUCUCGUGACGCGCGAAGCGUGCUUCACUCUGCAAAUU